UAAUCAGUGACGCUGCCACAGGAGACGAUGGUGGACAGUCCUGCAGUAGGUACUGCUUGUGUUCCUCUCACUAGGUCUGGAAGGCAUCCCGAGCCUUGCCUUAGCCCAGCACUGUCACACCUCACCUGACGUAGUGCCAAGCAGGAGUGUUGUAUACCACGAAGAGACAUCUGGAGUAAAAAAUAUGUCGGCAACCUUGUUCUUGCAGCCUCUCAGUGGCUUUGAGGGAAUCAGUGUUGAGGCUUUCUAAGAAACAUACACUUUAGCCGCCUGGAUCCCCACUGACCAGUGUUGCCCAGGAAUACGUUAGAGCUUCACGUGGGUGCCGUUGAAGGUGGAGGUGGAGGUUGAAUGGCGGCAAACAACUAGUCUUCUACCUGGCUAUUGCUUCCACUGCAUGCAGGACUUUGGUGGGUGUGUGAGGAAAUGUUUGAGUCGUUCGAACAUUAAUUUGGGGAUCGUUAGGAAUCUGAAGGUUGUAACUCAUGGCUCCUCCAGAUGGAAGUGUGGUAACCCACCAGACGCCUGUCUCACCAGCUGUAAUAACACCAUUAUCACCUGCAUGGUACCGUCAACCCAGCUGUCUUUAUAUUCACCGACACACUUAUCUCCAUGCAAUCGCACAACUACCACGCCCACAUAGAUUGCCACGCCAACACCGAAUACCACGCCCACUCCGAAUACCUAGACAACAACGGCUACCACGCCCACAUCGACUGCCACGCCAAUACCGGCUCCCACGGCCACACCAAUCACCACGCUUACACCGGUUUUCACGCACACACCGGCUGGGUCUGUGUGUUUCUCUGUGUGUUUGAGAGAGAGAGAGAGAGAGAGAGAGAGAGAGAGAGAGAGAGAGAGAGAGAGAGCAUCCGCCUCUUAACCAGCUUCACACAGUAAGUCACAGUUCAGCGAGUCAGUGACACACUGGAGACAAUGGUGGACAGUCCUGCAGUACUGCUUGUGUUCCUCGCACUGGGUCUGGAAGGCGUCCCGAGCCUCGCCUUGGCCCAGCACUGCCACGCCUCACCUGACGUACUCGUGUCAACCGGGAGUGUUGAUCCAGUUUACUAUGAAGUGAUAUCUGGAGCAAAAAAUAUGUCGGCAACCUUGUUCUUGCAGCCUCUCAGUGGCUUUGAGGGAAUCAGUGUUGAGGCGUCCGUAGAUACGGACACUUUAUCCGCCUGGUUCGCCACUGACCAGUGUUGCCCAAGAACACUUCAGAGCUUCACGUGGGUGCCGUUGAAAAUGGUGGUGGAGGUUAAAUGGCAUACCGUUAGUAUUCCACCUGGUUAUUACAUCCACUACAUGCUGGACUUUGGUGGAUGCGUGAAGGAAUGUAAAAAGCAUUGGAGCAUUAGUAUGGAUAUCGUUGGGAAUCUGAAGGUUGUAGCUCAUGGCUCCUCAAGAUGGAAGUGUGACAGCCCACCACACGCCUGCCUCACCAGUUGUAAUAACAUCACCUCCAGCACCACAACCUGCCAGGAACCAUCAAUCCAAUUUCCUGUAGAUUCACCGUCAUACUCAUCUCCAUGUAAAGGCACACCCAUGCCGGCUGCCACGCCUACACCGGCUACCACGUCCACACCGACUGGUUCGUCUUCAACAGUUGUCACGAACAUACCAGCUGCCACGCCCACAUCCCGAGUCGGGUCUUCCUCAGCCAGGACCACUGAUGGCUGUGUAUUAAGGUUAAGACGGCCGGCAUCCCUUCCAUCCCCGCCCCGCCACCACCGCAACAGUUCUGUCCGCAUCAGUAUGAACUCCUUGUACGAGGCUUAUAGUGGCCCUGAAAGCCUGCAGUGAACGGCGGUACGAGUGUCUGGUACACCCAAGGGCCCGUAUGCUGAGACGCUUUGUUCUCUCAUCACUGCUGUUUUCAAAGGCCACACUGGUGAUUGCCUGGAUUCUUGAAUAUUUUUUCCUGUAGUAACUUUGAAAUUUUGUUAAUUUAUCACUAGAAUCGUUAAAAAAAACACUCUUAGAUUAACAGUAUGCCUUCAAUUACAACCUUGAGAGUAGUGGAGGUGAGGCGAGAGUCGCGUCUGAAUGUACAUACUUACAUAAAAGAUCAAUCUGUUAUACUUUAAUUUGAUUUCAGAUAAGUUUCUUUCAUAACGUAUGGUUUUCUUCCUAGACAAAUAUAUGCUGUGUUAUACACACUGGCCAUGCCCUGCACCCCUCCAUGCACCCCAGUAUUUCCACGUACUCUGAGGGGCACCAUGCACCGGGCUGACCAUCACAAGAUAAGAUGUUUCACAAUUAUUAACAUUUUUUGGUUUAGGUUUAUGUUUGAGGUAUGUCCUUGUAUGUUCUCCUUUUUUAGCUUUCAAUACAUGUUAUCAUCAUUACUCUAUCAUUUCUUGUUCUUGAUCUGUGCCUGUUCGUUUCGCGUCAACAGUUGUGAAACACUCUGUGGUGAUUACGGAUUGGUACUAGAUAUGUUGUGUGCCUUGAAAUGUUGCUCUUGUUCAUCAGUUUACUCUAAGUUGAGAUGAGUUUGGCCACCGUGCUCUACACUGUAUUGUUUGGGCUAAUGAAUCAUAGGGGCGUUUACUGCCUCACAAUUAACCUCUUCAGUACCGUGACGCGUUUCCAUAUUCAUUUUGCUUACUAUUUGAUGAUUUUGAACAGCUUCAGAAACUCAUGAGGGGAUUAAAAUAGUGAAGACUGUAGCCAUGAAUCUUGUGACCUCGCUAAACCCCUUCUAAUGUCAAUAAAAUGGUGUAAUCGAACACAAAUUUCAAGAUAAAAAUGUCUCCCAGUAUUGAAGGAGUUAAGUGGAUCUCUUCAUGCGUAGUACAUACAUACAUAGGUUCUUAAUGUCUAUUCUGGAAUAUGAGGAUGUUACAAGGUUAGAGCAAAUACAGAGGCGUCACCUUCAUAAGCAAAUUAAGUGACUGUUGUUUUGAGCUAUUUCUAAAUUUUUUCCCCUCAGUCAAGUAAUCAAGUAAUCCCUUAGUUUUGCCUAACUCUCUCGGACCUGCAAGGGGAUUGGCAACUGAGUGAGCUCCCCGCCCCCUUGUUUUUUUUUUUACGUUUUAUGUUGAUCUUAACCAGUGUUCCUCUCUUACAUAAAAGAAAUGUUGAGUGUCUGCUGGCAUAGUCGUCUGUGUCCAGUCUUGGGCCUGUAUUCUGGAACGCUUUGCUCUCUCACCGUCACUGCUUUCCAAAGGCUCUAGUUAAUGAUACUUAUGUUUUUAAGAGUAUUUUUAUGGUUCUGGUGAUAGAUUGGCAAGAUUUCUAGUGUAUCGUAAGGAGAAACACCCUUAAAAACCCUGCUAGUGGUGUGUGUGGCCUUGGAAAACUGUCGUAGUGAGAGAGCAAAGUGUAUCUCAAUAUGGCUGUUGGUGUGACAGGGAAGGAAUUCACCUUAACUCUUCAACUUCCCAUUGGUACGACACUUUAAAAAAACAACAACUCAACACUAUGAAGGAAAGUCCAUUAUUAUUAUUAUUAUUAUUAUUAUUAUUAUUAUUAUUAUUAUUAUUAUUAUUAUUAUUAUU
Portunus trituberculatus (swimming crab) is the source of this 3506-nucleotide messenger RNA. RefSeq lists its product as uncharacterized. The transcript is spliced from 2 exons. NCBI's taxonomy places the organism in Eukaryota, Metazoa, Arthropoda, Malacostraca, Decapoda, Portunidae. Bases 937 to 1806 code for a protein of 289 amino acids. The record is from RefSeq and is a predicted model, not a curated record.